AAAAAAUAUAAAAAAAAUAAAAAACUCUGGCAGCGCAAAGGAUUGUGGGUCGGUAGCAGCAUACCGUACGCGCCAUGAUUUCCCUGAAGCCGAGACCAGAAAAUGGAUGCUUCCAAGUGACUAAAUAUGUUUUUGUAGAUGGCAUUUGGGUUUACGCAACGGUUUACCCGUCUUCAGGAGUCCCAUUUAAAAAUUACAACCUAGCAUGUCGGCUUCUUUAUAGACCGUGAUGAGUCCGGAAACUUUAUAAAACAGCCGUUGUCGAAGCGGAGCUAGGUUAGCUUAGUGGCUUACGCUAGUAGCAGCCUUGUGGGUUGUAGCUAGCUAGCAGACGCUAGCAGGAUAAUAGCCGGUGGAUUGUAAACGGUAUUAAACCAUAUCCCGAUCGUUUGAAUGACAGAAGUAAAAGGACUAAAGGCUAUACCUUAAGGGAUGGCCUGGAUUUGAUGUGAUCGGUGCUGGUGAUGGCAGAAGGGACUGACGCUUACGAAAUGCCCUCUUUUGACCUAAGUCCUGGUUCAGAAGCAAAAAAGAGACCUACUACAUCUUCUGAUGGCCGAGACGAGCCGAUGAGGAAAAUGCCUGUCACAAAAUUUAGUUCCAAACCUCGAUUUGAACCUGUGCACUUUGUCACCAGUGGAAGCAGUGGAGGAACUGGCACUGAUGAGAAGGAGAACGAUAAGGAACGCAGGAGGAGUGAGUCGUAUGGAACAAGACAAUGGGACUCUCAGCACUCCUCCUCUUACAGCAGCAGAGGAGCACAGGGCUUCUCUUCCCUCAGGCCGGCUUUUGACAGAGCCUCGUCAUACUCAAAUGACUUUUCGGGUUCCCAUAGAGACGGAGAUAUUUCUUCAGGUAGUACUAGUGGACUAGGCUAUGGAAGUCAUGGGUUAUCUUUAAAUUUCAUGGCAAAAACACAGCAGAACUACACAGCCAAGUAUGACGCCCACACUUUUUCACACAGUUUAGAUUCUUAUACCAAGCCCCAGAGAUACAAUGGAUAUGAGGGAGGGGGCAGAACUAGAGGCUGGGAUUCAGGACGUCAGGGUUUGGGCUAUGGUCAUCAGGACAGGCCGUCACUGAGUGGACCUUUUAGUAGAGUCUACAAUAGCUCAGGCAGGAGCAGCCCUCAUAUAUCUCAGUCUGGAUCUUUGCAGCCUCUUUUAAUGUCUCAUCCUACUUUAGCUGAAAAGCAAAGGCUGAUUGUAAAUGUUGGUAAUGCACUGGCUUCUGCCUUCAGGGACCCUGUUUUAAUAACUGGGAGCGACUCUCCAAACUAUAAUUUUAUGUUGAGCCGAAGCAUCCAGGCCUGCAAAACCAACCCCGAGUACAUUUAUGUCAACCUGAAGGAUAUUCCUCCGGCCGACCUUCCAAAGAACAGGAAAGUACCAACAGAUGGUUAUGCCUGUGAACUGAGAUGUCAGGGUGUGUAUCUUGCUACUGGAUACUCUGGCAGUAAAAAUGGUGCGAGGGACCGGGCUUCUGAGCAGGCAGUAAAACUUUUCCUAAAACCAGUUGAGGUUCGUGUUGCGCAGCGUAAAUACAGACACUCGAUGGUCAAUGACAUAGUUGUGUGUCAGAUGCACAGCCCGACUCCAGCGUUUCUACCUGCACUCCGGAACCCAGAAGAUAAACCGAUGCCCAGCCCCAAGGGUCAGCACGAGCCUGACAGACAUAAACACUGGACAGAGUUUGUGGUUAUGGACAACGCUCACGAUGCCAUCUGCAUUUUGAACAACUCCAACGCUUUCAAUCGCAUGAAGAUCGACUAUAAGUUUGAGCAGCUACCCAACAAUUUGUGGCUGUGCAAAGUUUUCCUGCAGGAUGAGCUGGUUGCGCAGGCGACGGGGUCAAAAAAGAGCUCAAAGCACUCAGCAGCUGAAGAAGCAGUGAGAAAACUUCGCUUGAACCAAGCACAACGAGAACAGCAGCAGCUGCAACAACAACCAGAGCACUUCAGAGGGAAUAACCAGUUUGAUUCUGGUGAAGGUUUUGGGCCACAAGGUAACAGAAAGAAGCAUCUGAGUGAGCUGGUGAUUUUGGAGAACUCUGAUAAUGCCAUCUGCACUAUUAACGAUACCGCUCAGUUUAAUAAAGUGUCUGCUGAUUACAAGUUCUUAGUUCUGCCUGAUCAUCGCUGGAAGUGCGAAGUUUACCUUGAGGGACAGUACGUUGCUGCGGGAAUCGGGCCAAAGAAAAUGGUAAAGCACAUUGCAGCAAGCGAAGCUUUAGCCACUUUGAGACAGACACAGGCUGUGGUCAAAUCCAACUUUAGGAAGGAGGGAUACAGUGACGCUAUAUCCCGUUCUCAGAUUCAGGCUCGCUCAGGAGAGGAGGCCAUGAAACAGGAGAUCAAGGAAGACAACAUCGGAAACCAGCUGCUCCGCAAGAUGGGCUGGAAGGGCGGAGGCCUGGGCCGAGACGGGGAAGGCAUAGCAGAACCAAUCAGAGUGAAAGAGCAGUUCUCCAGGGAAGGUUUGGGUAUGGACAUGGAUAAAACAGGAAAUCAGCUGAGCAAGCGUGACAUUGAGGACAUCAUUCGCAACUAUGCCGGUUCAGACCGAACAGACGAACUUCGAUUCUCCAACGAACUCACCAAUGAUGAACGGAAGCAGAUUCACCAGAUUUCUCAGAAAUAUGGCCUGCGCAGCAAGUCUCACGGACAGGGGCGGCAGCGCUUCCUCGUCGUCAGGCGAAAAGUACACAAAGACCAGCUGAUUGGCCAGCUUUUACAGGACGGACAGGUGGGACGAUAUGAGCUUGUCAAACCUCAGGCCUUUCAUUAAAAUGCACAGAAAACUAAAGUGUAAAUUUCCAUCAAGUCCGACUUCAAAACAUAUCAAGUGUUACUCCCGUCUGUCCCAGUAUGAUAAAUUUUACAGUACACAGGUCAGAGGUUAUCCAGUAUAACUUAUGGGUUUAGCAUUACUUUACAAGAACGUCUGCUUUGGCGGGCAAUUGUAGGAUGUGUAGUUUGUUUCUCCAACCUUUGUGCAUUUGAGCUUGUAGUCGAUGCUUUGUGGGAUUUUGUCUUAAAUCAUUCACUUUAAAACAAAAACAUCAGUUUUUGAAUUUAGCAGAAUGAGCUCCAACCACUCACCGUAGUGACGUUCAGCAAUACUUUCAUCAUUUGCUUUUUCUUUCUUUCUCCGAUUCAAAUUUUUCUGCAAACUGCAUCAGUGAUCAGAAAAUUAUCUUCAAACAAAUACUGUGGAUU
Molecule: messenger RNA, 3217 nt
Organism: Nematolebias whitei (Rio pearlfish)
Lineage: Eukaryota; Metazoa; Chordata; Actinopteri; Cyprinodontiformes; Rivulidae
Gene: nkrf
Product: NFKB repressing factor
Exons: 3
Coding region: 465-2786 (773 amino acids)
Cellular component (GO): nucleoplasm; nucleolus
Molecular function (GO): nucleic acid binding
Source: RefSeq, a predicted model, not a curated record